AUGUAUUUCAUGGCAAAUAUUCAGUUGAUUUUUUUUGUAAACGAAAUUAGCGCUGAAAUAAAAUGGUUCCAUAGGUCCGCAGAGAAAAAUGUAGAUUUUUGUUCGUGCGAUCCAGUGAUUGAGGACAGGAGCUGGUCCACGUUCUCGUUUCUAGAGGCCCUCAUGUUGUGUUCAAUGAGAUGUUCACAAACAGCCAGCUGUGUGGCUUACAACUUCUUCAAUGCUACCAAUCAGUGCCAACUCUUCAAUCAAACAUUGAACAAGUUCUCUGUACUGCCCGGUUGUAUAAAUUAUUUUAAAAAAGAUGAAGAGAGAACUGAAAUCAUUCGACCGUUGACGAUCACAGUGGACAACGAACUUGUGGAAUUUUACGUCAACGGAAUCAACGUGCCGAUAGCUUUAAAUUUCCCACAUGCGAAGGACUGGAACAUUCCUGAUACAUACAACCUUAUUGGGAAAAUAAAAAUAAUUGCACUCAUGACAUAUAACUAUGCUUUUGACGGCGGUUUCAUAGCAAGCACAGCAGACAACUACAUCCUGACCAAUUUAACUUGGAAAUGUACCAUGAACUAUUACGAUGUGUUUUAUAUCAAUAUUAUUGUGGCCAGGAAUUGUUAUCGUAAACUUGAAGAUGGUGAUGUAAGUUUUUGUUCGUGCGAUCAAGCUAUUGAAGAUAGGAUCUCGUUUCUAGAGGCCCUCAUGUUGUGUUCAAUGAGAUGUUCACAAACAGCCAGCUGUGUGGCUUACAACUUCUUCAAUGCCACCAAUCAGUGCCAACUCUUCAAUCAAACAUUGAACAAGUUCUCUGUACUGCCCGGCUGCCAAUAUUAUCUUAAGAAAGACAGACGCUGUACAAAUACGUUUUUGCCAUUUGAUUCAGAAAACUCCCUAACUAACAAACCAUUGACGAUCACCGUGAACAAUGAGCUCCUGGAAUUUUACUUGAACGGAAAGAACAUACCCGUUGCAUCAAACUUUCCGAAUGCUAAGAUGUGGAACAUUGCAGACACGUACAACAUGACUGGCAACGUUCAUGUUAUCGCCCUCAAAACAUACAACCAGGGUAAACGUGGCGGUUUCAUAGCCAGCACAGCAGACAACUACAUCUUGACCAACGAAACUUGGAAAUGUACCAUGAACUAUUACGAUGGUUGGAACAAAAUGAAUUAUAACGAUUCGUUCUGGCCUGCUACAAGAGUAGCUCCAUGGCCAACCGCCAGCAAUUAUUACCCUCCCCUUUCCAGUGCAGCCAAGUGGAUCGUUGAUUCCACUGACUGCAGCAACUGUAACAUUUACUGCAGAAAGAGUUUAAUCGAUGAUGAAGAUGAACAUGGAGAUGAUGAAAGUGAAGAUAACGACGACGAUGAUGAAAGAAAUGGCGUGGCGAGCUUCGAGACGUUAAACGAACUGCCGAUUUAUUACACGGCGAUGACAAAUGAGAAAACGAACAACAAAUUUUUUUUUGGAAGAAACAUGGAGGCAUAUUUUAUUUCCUCAAACAUUUAUUUUUUUGGUUUCAAUGCCUUCUACGUUCUUUCAUGA
This is a messenger RNA of Helobdella robusta, 1542 nucleotides long. RefSeq lists its product as hypothetical. The record is from RefSeq and is a predicted model, not a curated record. The transcript has 7 exons. The coding region runs from base 1 to 1542 and encodes 513 amino acids. Lineage: Eukaryota; Metazoa; Annelida; Clitellata; Rhynchobdellida; Glossiphoniidae.